UGGCAGUUGACAGUUCACACACGAGACAAUCACAGCUCCACUAGUCCACUACUACCAGACGCUUCCUCGCCGGCCGCGCCGCUCCCAAGCCCGCACGCUUCUCUUCCCCCUCUCCUCCGAUGGCGACGCUGCAGCUCAACCACAUCGCGCGGGAGACCUCCGACGUGGCCCGCCUCGCGGCCUUCUACGAGGCCGUGCUGGGGUUCGAGCGCGUGCCGUCCCCGACCUACUCGGGCUUCCAGGUCGCCUGGCUCCGCCUCCCGGGCUCCCCCGACGUCGCGCUCCACCUCAUCGAGCGGGACCCAGCCGCGGCCCCCGUCGCGGUGGGGCCCGGCGCCGAGGGCGCGCCGCCGGCGCAGCUGCCCCGGCGCCACCACCUGGCCUUCUCCGUCGCCGACUACGACGGGUUCGUGACCGGGCUCAAGGCGCGCGGGACCGAGCUGUUCGAGAAGACGCAGCCCGACGGCCGCACGCGCCAGGUCUUCUUCUUCGACCCCGACGGCAAUGGCCUAGAAGUUACUAGCUCAGCUGCAGGCAGUGAUGAGUAAUUAGAGAGCAUGAUGUGCUAGCUAUUUCUGCUUUAGCCUGCAAUGUAAACUGAAGAUGUUACCAGACCAAGCUUUGUUGCGAUAAAUAAAUCCGAAGCUUACAAAGCAAUGUAUAUUUGCUUUAGUCCGAAGCUUAUGAAGCAAUGUAUUUUUCCUAUGUUGUAAGUUGUAACAUGACUCUGUUCCCAACUGGACUCUACUGUAUGAAAAAUGAAGUUUCAAUGCUAGCUUCUUGUCAGUUUCGGAUCAAUGGUUGUAAUUCCAGAAAAAAUAAUAAAUGGUUGAUUCUGUGUUUCACCA
This is a messenger RNA of Panicum virgatum (switchgrass), 848 nucleotides long. RefSeq lists its product as uncharacterized. Lineage: Eukaryota; Viridiplantae; Streptophyta; Magnoliopsida; Poales; Poaceae. The record is from RefSeq and is a predicted model, not a curated record. Bases 120 to 548 code for a protein of 142 amino acids. The transcript is spliced from 3 exons.